Molecule: messenger RNA, 3237 nt
Organism: Schizosaccharomyces japonicus yFS275
Lineage: Eukaryota; Fungi; Ascomycota; Schizosaccharomycetes; Schizosaccharomycetales; Schizosaccharomycetaceae
Product: 19S proteasome regulatory subunit Rpn2
Exons: 1
Coding region: 150-3041 (963 amino acids)
Biological process (GO): regulation of protein catabolic process; proteasome assembly; proteasome-mediated ubiquitin-dependent protein catabolic process
Cellular component (GO): proteasome complex; nucleus; proteasome storage granule
Molecular function (GO): endopeptidase activity; ubiquitin protein ligase binding; enzyme regulator activity
Source: RefSeq, a predicted model, not a curated record
CAUAAACGCCCCCACGUAUCCCACUUCAGGCUUCUGCCAAGCCGGCACUGCACUUCACACCUGCCAACAACAAGCAACGUCUCAUCCUCGCCAAUUUACCAAAAAUAGCGCAAAUAUCCUGUUUGCAGCACAGUAGAAGUUAUAACAGGAUGGCUACGGUAGUAUCGAGAAAUACCUCUCUUGCCACGUCAGCUGGCGGCUUAAUGGCCCUGCUAGACGAGCAGGAGAAAGAACUGCAAGUACACGCUUUAAAAAAGAUAUAUGAGUUUAUAGACCAAAUCUGGCCGGAAGUUUCAGACUACAUCUCAAAAAUUGAAAUUCUGUAUGAAGACACAGCAUUUCCUGAACGUAAUCUGGCUGCUUUAAUCGCCUCGAAGGUUUACUUUUACUUGGGAGAGCACGAAGAUGCAAUGUUAUAUGCGUUAUCAUCUGGUCCCAUGUUUAAAACCGAUGGUAAUGCAGAUUACAAAGAGGCUAUGACUUUAAAAUUCAUUGAUGCUUUUAUUGAGCGAAGCGUCGAGCGUUAUCAUGAUUCUUCUUCGCCUGAGAUUGACGGACGCUUGGCGAAAAUCGUUGAUGAGAUAUUUGAAAAAUGUUAUGCAAACAACGAUUGGCAACAUGUCUUAGGCAUUGCUGUUGAGGCUCACCGUCUUGAUAUUAUUGAACAUGUGCUUACUGCUAGUGGAGAUGAGAGUUUGCGGGCGUACGUGCUCGACCUUGCUAUGCGUGUUGUUCUUAAUAUUGAGUUUCGGAACCGUUUGCUGAAACUCCUGCUAGAGAUUCUCACUCGUGAGGCUAAUCCCGACUAUUUUUCGGUCGGCAAGUGUGUUGUUCAUUUGAACGAUGCAUCUAUUGCUGCUAAAUUGCUUACAGAGCUUCUGUCGAACACCGCAGAAGACAAGAGCCUCCUCACGGCGUAUCAGUUUGCUUUUGAUUUAGAGGAUUCUGCAACGCAAGAAUUCUUGAACAGUGUUACCGAUUUACUUCCUCCACCUCCAAAGAUGAAAAAUGAUGAAAACCCUGAAGGCGAUGAAAAGGUUGACGAGAACUCACCGUGGACUCGUGUACACUCGAUUCUGUCAGGCGAUCAAACUGUGAAAUACCACAGAGAAUUCCUCUAUUCUCAUAAUAACACUGAUAUCCUCAUUCUCAACAAGACAAAAGAUUCUUUGGAAUCAAGGAAUUCAAUUUUCCAUAAUGCUGUUACUUUUGCUAAUGCCUUCAUGAAUUUCGGCACCUCUUCUGACAGCUUUUUCCGCGACAAUCUUUCUUGGCUUUCAAAGGCCAAUAACUGGUCAAAGUUCACGGCUACAGCCGCUUUGGGCGUUAUUCACAAGGGCUACUACAACCAGUCGAUGAACAUCCUCCGGCCUUACCUGCCUGACGACGAGUCACCUUCCACUUCGGUCUACUCAGAGGGUGGUGCCCUGUAUGCCAUGGGAUUAAUUCACGCCAACCACGGUCGUGGAAUCACAGAUUUUCUGCGUGAACACCUCAACCGCGCAGAAAAUGAAGUUGUCCAACAUGGUGUUGUCCUGGGUCUUGGUCUCGCUGGAAUGGCUAGUCAUGAUGAAACUAUCUACGAAGCCAUUAAGAAUGUCCUUUUCAGUGAUAAUGCCGUUGCUGGUGCCGCUGCUGGUAUUGCCAUGGGUUUGGUUAUGCUUGGUACCGCCUCUGCCACUGCUAUUGAUGAGAUGAUCCAAUAUGCUCACGAGACUCAACAUGAAAAAAUCGUUCGUGGUUUGGGUAUUGGUAUUGCCCUCAUCGUUUACGGUCGUCAACAAGAAGCAGAUGCCGUUAUUGAUAGACUGGUAGAUGAUUUAGAUCCCGUUUUACGGUACGGUGGUAUGUUUGCUACCGCACUGGCCUAUUGCGGUACAGGAAACAACAAGCUGCUGAAGAAACUUUUGCACGUGGCUGUUACCGACGUGAAUGAUGAUGUCCGUCGCGCUGCUGUCGCUGCUCUUGGUUUCCUUUGCUUCCGUGAGCCUGAGGUUGUUAUCUCAACAAUCGAACUCCUCGUUGAUAGUUAUAACUCCCACGUCCGUUACGGUAGUGCAAUCGCACUGGGUAUCGCGUGUGCAAACUCUGGAAACGAGGCUGCUCUGGAUUUGCUUAGUCGUCUUGUGGAGGAUGCAGUUGACUUUGUUCGUCAAGGCGCUAUGAUUGCUCAAGCCAUGAUUUUGACUCAACACAAUGACGCUACCUCUCCUCAUUGUGCUAAGGUUCGCAAGCAUUUUGAGCAAGUCAUUAGUGAAAAACACGAGGAUGCUCUUGCUAAGUUUGGUGCUGCUUUAGCUCAAGGAAUUAUCGAUGCUGGUGGACGUAAUGUUGCAUUUGCACUUCAAACCUCGACAGGCAGCUUGAAACUCUCAUCUGUUGUCGGUUUUGCUGUGUUCUUGCAGUACUGGUACUGGUACCCCCUCACACACUUCAUUUCCUUGUCCUUCUCUCCUACUGCGCUCAUUGGUUUGGAUAAGAACUUGCAGGCUCCCAAGUUCUCUUUCGUUUCUAAUGCUCAUCCCAAGCUUUUCGCUUACCCUCCCAAAACAAAGCUUCCUUCCGUUAAAGCCGUUCAAAAGGUUGAGACAGCUGUUUUAUCCACAACCGUUAAGGCCCAGGCUCGUGCUAAGCGUGCUGAAAAGGAGAAGCAGGCUAAGGAAGAGGACUCCGAUAUGAAGGUUGAUGAAAAGGCUGAGAGCGAAGGCGAAACGAAGAUGCAAACAGACAGCGAGCAAACUCCUAGUAGUCCCGAAUCAAAAUCUUCGGAAAAGAAGGAAAGUGCUGACUCAGAAGUGUUACAAAACCUUUCUCGUGUCCUUCCUGCUCAACUCGAAUACAUCACAUUUAAUCCGUCUUCACGGUACUACCCCGUUCGUAAGUUCACGGGUGGUGUCUUAAUGUUGAUUGAUCGCCAGUCAGAGACUGCCCCUGAUCUUAUUGAACUGAAGACUGACUUUAUGCCUACACAAACUGAACCUCAAGAGCAAGAAGCUCCUCCUCCAGAGGAUUUUGAGUACCCUUUCGAGGAUGACGAGUAAACCGAUAAAACGUCCUUUUAGUGAUUCACGAAAUUUAUGAAUUGUAUUAGCUACGGUACUGUCUUGGGUUUAUUCAACAAUAAAAAGUAUGAAUGCUGCAUGUGCUUUAAGGAAUCAGGAUGGAUCUCCAUUUAUCCUAGUGAUGCCAAUUUUGUUUAUAUAUCCGAGUAGUUUUCUAACUGUGUCUGUUUACGUG